AUGGCCACAAAAGUAUCAGGCGGCAAGGAUGGCCAGAAGAAGCCUGCCACCGCCGCGACCAACUUGAUUGCUGGUGGUGGUGCUGGUAUGAUGGAGGCCUUGGUCUGCCAUCCUCUUGACACCAUCAAGGUGCGCAUGCAGCUUUCCAAGCGCGGCAGAGUACCGGGCCAGGCCAAGCGCGGCUUCAUCCGCACUGGUGUCGAGAUCGUUCAGAAGGAGACCGCCCUUGGUCUGUACAAGGGUCUCGGUGCCGUGCUCACUGGUAUCGUUCCCAAGAUGGCCAUCCGCUUCACCUCGUUCGAGUGGUACAAGCAGCUCCUCGCCAACAAGGAGACCGGUGUUGUUUCCGGCCAGGCCCUCUUCCUUGCCGGUCUCUCUGCCGGUGUGACCGAGGCCGUUGCCGUCGUCACUCCCAUGGAGGUCAUCAAGAUUCGUCUCCAGGCGCAACACCACUCCAUGGCCGAUCCCCUCGAUGUGCCCAAGUACCGCAACGCCGCCCACGCUCUCUACACCGUCGUCAAAGAGGAGGGGUUCAGUGCGCUCUACAGAGGUGUCUCGCUCACCGCGCUCAGACAGGGCAGCAACCAGGCCGUGAACUUCACUGCCUACACCUACUUCAAGGAGUGGUUGUACCAGUACCAGCCCGAGUACGUCGGCGGCAACCUCCCCAGCUACCAGACCACUCUCAUCGGUCUCGUGUCCGGUGCCAUGGGUCCUCUGAGCAACGCCCCCAUCGAUACCAUCAAGACCAGACUCCAGAAGAUGAAGGCCGAGCCCGGCACCUCCGCCCUCCAGAGAAUCACCAAGAUUGCUGGCGAGAUGUUCAAGCAAGAAGGAUUCCACGCCUUCUACAAGGGCAUCACCCCCAGAAUCAUGCGUGUCGCCCCCGGCCAGGCCGUCACUUUCACCGUCUACGAGUUCCUUAAGGAGAAGCUCGAGAAGAGCGGCCCAUCAGUCAUCACUGGGGGAAGGUACGAAGAAUAA
Podospora anserina S mat+ is the source of this 984-nucleotide messenger RNA. RefSeq lists its product as uncharacterized. The transcript has 3 exons. The record is from RefSeq and is a predicted model, not a curated record. NCBI's taxonomy places the organism in Eukaryota, Fungi, Ascomycota, Sordariomycetes, Sordariales, Podosporaceae. Gene Ontology annotation, biological process: fumarate transport; transmembrane transport; succinate transport. The coding region runs from base 1 to 984 and encodes 327 amino acids.